CCCCAGAUAUCUGAAUUUCAGGGGUACAGAGUUCAAUAAUCUCACAUAUAAGUUCAUGAAAUCUUCAAAUUUAACGUUCCUUGGCAAAAAGAUUAUUCAUAAGUUUUAUAUCUAUGUUAUUUAGCAAAUAAAAUUAGCUUCACAUCUAUGUAUGUGCGCGAAACUGUAUAUUAAUCCUUUCUGAGUGUUGCACAAUAACUUGCUCAAUUUUUGUUUCUGCAAUUAUUUUGUUAUAAAUGCUAUGCAGUUGUGGAAAUGGCGGAGCGAUUUGCAUUCUUUGGAGUUACAGGGAAUCUGGUAAAUUACCUUAACAAUGUGCUGGGAAUGACAAUAUCUAGUGCGGCUAAGAGCUUUAAUGUUUGGCUUGGAGUUUCUACUGCAGUAUUUCCGGUGUUAGGUGCCUUCAUUGCUGAUUCCUACCUUGGCCGUUUCAAAACUAUACUUUACUCCUCCAUUAUAUAUCUCGUGGGACUUGUUCUGUUAACAGUCUCAGUAUCAGCAAUCUCACUAGUCCAUCGAAAACCGGUAUUCUUCUUAGCACUUUACAUACUAAGUGUGGGACAAGGCGGCCACAAACCAUGUGUUCAAACAUUUGCUGCUGAUCAAUUCGACGAAAGUGUCCCUGAGGAGAAGUUAGCAAAGAGUUCAUUCUUCAAUUGGUACUACUUGGGGGUUUCGCUUGGAGCAACUUUAGCAAUUGUGUUUGUAAUAUAUGCACAAGAGAAUAUCGGAUGGGCCAUUGGGUUUGGAAUGCCGUUGAUAGCCAUUGCAGGUUCACUUUUCAUAUUCUUAAUUGGACAAAAAACAUAUAAGAGAGCUGUACCUGUAGGCAGUCCAUUCACUAAAUUUAUGCAAGUUCUGGUUGCUGCCGUUAGAAAACGUCAUGUUUCUGAAGUGCAUGAUGGUAGAGGUGUGUGCUAUCAGGAUGUUGAUCGUACUGCUCCAGCGUUGGCUCGUACUAAUCAAUUUAAAUUCUUAGAUAAGGCCAUGAUAAUUGAUGAGAUAGAUGCUUCAAGGCAGACAAGAAAUGAAUGGAGACUAUGUUCUGUCAAUCAAGUAGAAGAAGUGAAGCUUAUUUUUCGGCUGUUCCCAGUAUGGAUUAGUUGUUUCAUGAUUGGUGUUGUUAUUGGUCAACAAAGCACAUACUUCACCAAACAAGGCAGCACAAUGGUUAGGCACUUCAAGAUACCUCCUGCUACAUUACAAGUCGUCUCCGGCUUUACCAUCCUCACUGCUGGUGCAAUCUAUGAUUGUUUCUUCGUUCCAGUGGCUCGAAAAUGGACCAAGCAUCCCUCUGGAAUUACAAUGCUGCAAAGAAUGGGAAUCGGGAUUUUUAUUUGUGUGAUCUCAAUGGUAGUGGCAGCUCUAGUAGAGUCCAAAAGGGUUGGCAUUGCCAGAAAACAUGGCUUAAUGGAUACACCAAAGUCGGUAGUCCCUAUGGCGAUUUGGUGGCUGGUUCCACAGUACAUGCUUUGUGGACUUGCUGAUGUGUUUGCAGUUAUUGGAAUGCAAGAAUUUUUCUAUAAUCAGGUGCCAGAGGUGAUGAGAAGUAUGGGGGCAGCAUUUUAUCUCAGCGCAGUUGGGGUUGGGAGCUUUUUGAGCAGCGCGUUGAUAACAGUUGUGCAGAUUAUUAGCUCAAAAAAUGGUAAAGUGGAAGGUUGGCUGUCUGGUAAUAAUCUUAACAGAGCUCAUCUUGAUUAUUUCUAUUGGAUUUUGGCUGGAUUGAGUGGCUUAACUUUGUGCUUUUAUAUUUGGGUUGCUAGAGGAUUCGAGUACAAGAAGAUUGAAUGUAAAAAUGACAUGGCUACUGAGGCCUAAACCAUAGACCUAAAAGAUCAGCAAGGUGGUUCUCGAACUUGUACCAAGAAUAAUCAACCACUUUGUAAUG
Molecule: messenger RNA, 1888 nt
Organism: Daucus carota subsp. sativus
Lineage: Eukaryota; Viridiplantae; Streptophyta; Magnoliopsida; Apiales; Apiaceae
Product: protein NRT1/ PTR FAMILY 5.4-like
Exons: 3
Coding region: 256-1818 (520 amino acids)
Biological process (GO): oligopeptide transport; transmembrane transport
Cellular component (GO): membrane
Molecular function (GO): transmembrane transporter activity
Source: RefSeq, a predicted model, not a curated record